AUGGCGACAUCAAAACUAUCACCUACUUUUUAUGGCUAUAUAGGAUCAACUAAAGAUGCCUUGUUAGUCAUUCAGGAAACUUUAGAUAAACAAUUAGAAUUGGUGCCACGAAGGCCACAUGAAAAGGAAAGACUCCAAUUAAUCAAGUCAGGAAAUGUGUUUGUAUUUAUUGAGGAGCAUUCAGGGAUUAAACGCUGGACUGAUGGCACUGCUUGGUCACCUUCACGAAUAUUGGGUCGAUUUUUAGUAUAUCGAGAACUAGAUAAAAAUACUAUAGAUGAUAAGGAUGGCAAGAAGAAAAAGAGGAAAACGAGUACUAGUAAUCCAACUAAUAUAACUCCAACUAGCACAACCAGCCAGCAUCAUCUGCAUCAGUUGCAUCAUUCCCUGCACCAAAUGCUUCAUCAAGACUCCUUACCUCAUGCACAACACACGCUCUCUCAUCAUCAUAGCCAACAACUGCAGCAACACCAACUACAACACUAUAAUCACCGCCAAUCACAUCAAGAUCACACUAUUGAUCCUCUAGGCCAUCAUAGAAGAAUAUCAAAUUCGCCUAUCCCUUCCUCGCAACAACUGUUGCUAUCUCGUGACGGUCAAACUUCAACUACUCACCACCGUUUGAUACCUCCAAACACAAUACCUGCAUCAAACUCAUAUAGCAAUAGUAGUGGCAUCAAUGAGAAUUCGGACUAUACCAAGAACUUGCUAAGUGGACCUCUUGUAACUUCAUAUGUUUUCAAAGAUCAAGGACUAAUCAAAAAGACAUUGUCAUUAACCACAAAGACAAAAGACCUUCAUUUAGAUAGAAGAGAAGAAAAACAAACAAUACAUUUAAUAAGCUACUAUAAUGCUCAAGAAGUAAUGAAUGGGAAACUACAAAGACCUUCUGAAACAGAUUAUAAACAUGUCCAGAUUUCACCUUCAUUAUGGACCGCAGUCAAGGAUAGUUCACUAGGUGGGAAAGUAUCUAUUGAGGAUGAGGCGUUUUAUUUCUUAGAUGGGAAUUAUCAAUUGCAAAAUAUGUCCAUGUUGCAACAACAACAACAGCAACCUCUUCCAUCAUCACUACAGCAACAGCACCAUCUACGUCAUCAGCAACAGCAGCAACAACAACAGAUCCAACUUCAACUAUCAGCUGGCACUCAUACCGCAGCCAAUGAUUUGAAAUUGAGCUACGGCAAGUAUAAUAAUGGAAGUAUGCUGCAACAACAACAGCAACAUCAACAGCAACAGCAACAGCAGCAACAACAACAACAACAACAGCAGCAGCAGCAGCAGCAGCAGCAAGUACCUCAACAGUAUUACCCAACUGUAGAAAGCGCAACAUUCAUUAAAAGAGAAGAUGAUUCUGGUAGUAAUAGUGAUCUUAAUUUUAUUAACCCAUUUGGUGGAACUCAUCAACCAGUGCAAGUUGCUGGGUAUCCAAUGGCUAUUGCACCUAAUUUUAAUAAUUAUAUGUUGAUGCAACAACUGCUGCCGCAACAACUGCAACAACUACAACUGCUGCAACAGCAGUUUCCAUCUUCAAGUCAAUACUCACAACUGCAAAUGCAAAUACAAGCACCUCAACAACAAUCACUGCUGCAACAAUUUUCAACUUCAAAUCAAUACUCACUGCAACAAAUGCAAAUGCAAGUACUGCAACCAUCACAGCUGCAACAGCUGCUGCUGCAACCCCAGUAUAGCCAAUUCAUUCAGCCUAACAAUAUAGCUCAACUAUCUUUGGGCAAUACCAAUCUUCAAGAAAUGUACCAUAAUCAUUACCCGGGAAUGCCUCUGCAACAACUGCAACUGCAACCUUAUCCUCAACAAGCAUCUACAAAUGCAAUCUCUGCAACUAGCUCCUCCAACGCAUCCACGUCUCAGCAGCAGCAGCAGCAGCAACAACAACAACAACAACCAUCGUUUACAGUGGUGGCACUGUCGGGAACCGUAUUUCCAUCAUCGGCAACUGCAACAUCAGGAUCAACUCCAGGAACAAGUAUAACUACUGCAUCGGCAUACCCACAAUACCAUUUUAGUUCAGUUUCCUCUGAUCAGUACUCUUUAGGUAAUGGGUCCGUUAGUUCGAUGAGUAGUGGAUUAUAUCACCCUCCAGUUUCAUCAAGCAGCAGUUUGGGUAGUAUACCAAUUUCCAAUAGUAUAGCUGGUAAAACUCGGAAACUUAGCAAUCAAACUCACAGCAGUUCAGGCAGUUCAGGAAAAGUUCCUACUACAUCCAAUUUCACUGGAGGUAAUAAUGGAAAUAGUAAUAGCAGCAGCGUUAUUGGUGGGAUAAAUUGGUAUGGUAAUAAUAGCUCAUCUACUAAUUCGGUGCCCAUUGCAAGCAGUAGUAGUAAUGAUGGAUACUCUUCAACCACCAAUACAAUUUCAUCUACUAUAACAAAUGCAAAUGUGAACUCAAAUACAACCACAAGUAGUCUCAAUUCUGGGAGCAGUAUUGGAGGUCUUGCAAAUCUGAAUUCUUCUUCAACUACUUCAAUCGUUCCUACUAUUAAUCUGCAACUGAAUACUUCAACAUCAACAUUAUUAGCUCCUGACUCCCAUUAUACUCAUACUAGUUCCUCAUCAACAACGACUGCAAAUAACAGCAACAGCAACAGCAACAAUAACAAUAACAAUAACAACACUAACAGCAAUAACAACACUAGUAACAACAACAACAACAACAACAACAACAACAACAACAACAACAACAACAACAACAGCAAUACAUAUAAUCGACAACAUCAGUACAAUCAUCAACCCGUCAAACAUCAAAUGUAUCCCCCCUCCACUAUCCCCCACCAGAAUAAAUGGACCACCUCAUCAUCUUCAACAAACAUUGCACACGUUGCACCCAUGGCGACCGCUACUUCUACAUCUACAACAGGCAUUGCUUCUGCCCCACACUAUUUACAGACUUCAGGACAUUUAGGAGGUACCAGCGCCAUUAAUGCUAGCUCAGCUAGCGGUGCGGGUUCAAAUGCUGGCUCUGCAAGUACGAUAUCUGCUGCACACGGAAAUGACGAUCCGAGUGAGAGUCUUAGUGGUGGUGCUGGCGGUGGUGCUGGCGGUAGCGCUGGCGGCACAGAGGGUACUGGUAAUAGUAAUUCCACUGCGACAUUUUUUUCCAGUGCUGUUUAG
Messenger RNA from Lodderomyces oxycetoniae, 3129 nucleotides. It is a transcript of the gene WOR1, whose product is annotated as transcription factor WOR1. The transcript has a single exon. Bases 1 to 3129 code for a protein of 1042 amino acids. Gene Ontology annotation, molecular function: DNA binding. Lineage: Eukaryota; Fungi; Ascomycota; Pichiomycetes; Serinales; Debaryomycetaceae. The record is from RefSeq and is a predicted model, not a curated record.